Molecule: messenger RNA, 1558 nt
Organism: Enhydra lutris kenyoni (northern sea otter)
Lineage: Eukaryota; Metazoa; Chordata; Mammalia; Carnivora; Mustelidae
Product: carbohydrate sulfotransferase 12
Exons: 3
Coding region: 227-1486 (419 amino acids)
Biological process (GO): proteoglycan biosynthetic process; carbohydrate biosynthetic process
Cellular component (GO): membrane
Molecular function (GO): sulfotransferase activity
Source: RefSeq, a predicted model, not a curated record
GCCAGCACUGUGUGUGAAAAGGUGCUGUGGGGGAACAGACCCUGCGAACCUGGAGAAGCUGGAGGAGAGGCAAGGACCCCACUUGGUCUUAACAAGUGGAUUAAGACACAUGCCCGUCGAACGGUUCUACGGAGAGGAGGGUCCUGAGUGCAGUGUCCCGUCUCCAUGAAGCUGAUGUGACAGCAUCCAGGUGAAAGGGCCCCCCCCAGCCCUGUCCACGGGCAGGAUGACCAAAACCCGGCUCUUCCGCCUGUGGCUGGUCUUGGGCUCUGUCUUCAUGGUCUUCCUGAUCAUCGUGUACUGGGACAACGUGGGCACUGCCCACUUCUACCUGCACACUUCCUUCCCCAGGCCGCACCCCCUGGCGCCGCUGCUCACCCCCACGCACGGGGCGGAGAAGGAGUUCACAUCUGACGUGGACGCGUUUUUGCAGAAGCUGCUUGGUGGCAGCCUGAAGCAGAACGCCCCUUCGGGUAAAAGGACGGAGCAGCCCUCCGUGCCGACCUCCAACAGGCCCGUGCUGAGCAACGCAGAGGAGAGCGUGAGGGGCUACGACUGGUCCACCCGCGAUGCCCAGCAGGGCCCAGACCCGGGCGGGCAGCAGGCCGAGAGGCGGAGUGUGCUCAGGGGGCUCUGCGCCAAUGCCAGCUUCGUGUUCCCCACCAAGGAGCGCUCCUUCGACGACAUUCCCAACUACGAGCUCAACCACCUCAUCGUGGACGACCGCCACGGGGUCAUCUACUGCUACGUGCCCAAGGUGGCCUGCACCAACUGGAAGCGCGUGAUGAUCGUGCUGAGCGAGAGCCUCCUGGACCGUGGCGCUCCCUACCGCGACCCCCUGGACAUCCCCCGGGAGUACGUCCACAACUCCAGCACCCACCUAACUUUCAACAAAUUCUGGCGCCGCUACGGCAAGUUCUCCCGCCACCUGAUGAAGAUCAAGCUGAAGAAGUACACCAAGUUCCUGUUCGUGCGGGACCCCUUCGUGCGCCUCAUCUCAGCCUUCCGCAGCAAGUUCCAGCUGGAGAACGAGGAGUUCUACCGCAAGUUCGCGGUGCCCAUGCUCAAGAUGUAUGCCAACCGCAGCGGCCUGCCCACGUCCGUCAGCGAGGCCUUCAGCGCGGGCCUCAAGGUGUCCUUCGCCAACUUCAUCCAGUAUCUGCUGGACCCGCGCACCGAGAAGCUGGCACCCUUCAACGAGCACUGGAGGCAGGUGCACCGCCUCUGCCACCCCUGCCAGAUCGACUACGACUUUGUGGGGAAGCUGGAGACCCUGGACCAGGAUGCCGCCCAGCUCCUGCGGCUCCUCAAGGUGGACAAUCUCCUGCACUUCCCCCCGAGCUACCGGAACAGAACUGCUAGCAGCUGGGAGGAGGACUGGUUCGCCACCAUCCCCCUGGCCUGGAGGCAGCAGCUUUACAAACUCUACGAGGCCGACUUUGUCCUCUUUGGCUACCCCAAGCCCGAAAACCUACUUAGAGACUGAAGGCGUCGGGGGCAGUCCCGGACCUCAAAGCCAGCUGGGCGGGUGGGGCUUCUUCCAACCCGGACCAAGGGU